Molecule: messenger RNA, 1647 nt
Organism: Tetranychus urticae (two-spotted spider mite)
Lineage: Eukaryota; Metazoa; Arthropoda; Arachnida; Trombidiformes; Tetranychidae
Source: RefSeq, a predicted model, not a curated record
UAAAAUAUUAUCCAUGAUAAUGUUAGAUGAAAUUUGAUAUUUUUGUCCAUCCAUAAAAUGUAAACAGCUUGCUAAUAUUAAAAGAUUAACCAGUUUGAAAACAUUGCCCAUGUUACCAGAUUGGUUAAUUGUUUAAUUGAUACAAAAAAUAGACACAAAUAUAUUUUAAAAUUUAAAUUUAUUGUCAGUUUUACUUUGGCGUUGAAACCAUUGGCUCUUCCAGGUGUUUUUUUUCACAAUUGUGUAAGACAUAAGUACUCGCCGGCUCGCUUCUCUUCCAACUUACUUGUUAGCCACUCACGUUCAAGCUUAAAUGAGUUUAAUUUUAAAGAUUGUUGCUAAGAAAAUCAACUUUUAUUGUUGAAUUUUAAUUGUGAAUUAAGUAAAUUUGUUUCUCAGUUUACCCAAGCUGUCACCAGUCUAAAGCCGAGUCACAGCUCGGAGAUUAGAUAAUGCUAUAGUGUGGUUGCGGUGUGUCAAGGGUUAACCAUUCAUUAAAUGUCACUCAACGUCACCCAAAAUUGAAAUACAAAUUGAUAUUAAUACUCGUUAAAAUGGACGAAAUGGACAUUGAAGUAGACGAACUGGAUAAUAAAGUGGACGAAUCAAAUAAUGAAGUGGAAAAAUCAAAUAAUGAAGGCGACGAAAUGGAUGCUAGCUCCGAAGCCUCAGAUAUAACCACAAUCAAAGUACAUUUUUUAGGCGAAUGGCAUGACAUAGUGAUUGAUUGGAAUGAUGACAGGGAAUAUAAACAGGACCAAAUAUUUGCGCAACUAGAAGAGAUGACUGGUAUAUUAUCUGCAUUCAUAACAUUUAUGGGUCUGUAUGAAAUGCGACCUGUGAACCCACGUAGGCGGAAUGGCAUCAAACUUUUUUACAUUCAUAACAAUGAUUUCCAUUAUGUUGGUGUUGGUUCGUGCCCUCCAAAUUUAAUCAAGGAAGACGUAAUUGACUCAUGUAUUGAGGAUGGCGAGCGUUUUUAUCUCAGUUAUAAUCUUUAUUUUGAACGGUUUAUACUCAGGAACGCAGCUAUUAGUUUCAUGCUAGUACCUGAAAUUCUGGUUGUAGAAGGACGAUGCAAUAUGCAUUUGUGUCAAACUACGCAUACUGAACCAUUCUUCAAUAGAGUAAAGGAUAUCAUUCUUAGUGAGCCAUUGAAUGAUGAAAUGUUGGAGCGAUUCGAAGCAUUAGGUGAUCCUGAAGGUCGUUUUCAUUCUUGGUAUAUCGCAGUAAAGUAUAUUUAUCAAGAAUACAAUAUUCUCCAAUUUUUCGAAGUUGCUUGUUCUAAUAAACUAUCUCCGCAUAAUAAUGAGGUUUUUGAUGAUUCUGAUGAGAAUAUUAUUGAAGCUUUAGAGGCUCUUGAUGUCAAUUGAUUUAAAAAUGGACGUCAACUUGAUUUUUAUCCCAUAACUGAUUGUAAAUAUUUGAAUUUCAUGAAUAAUCUUUGACUGUUGGCUCCUGGCUUCUAUGAUCUCAUACCGACAUCUUAAUUGCUGAUGAAGCCUUUGAUUUAAUGUAUAAUGUUAUUGAUAUAAUCCUUAGAUAUAACGAUAUCCUUAUAUUGAAUGUAAAUCCAUUAAAUAAGCUUCGUCGCGAUUCCAUACAUUUGAUCCGUGAAAAAAUAUUAAACUGCUUCUACCAAUCAAA